UUACAGUUACACUCAUUGCUGCUUCCCCUCAAAGUCGACAGAGUGAUGAAUAGAUAGUUUUGGAUAGUUUUGUGUCAUUAUCAUAUGACAUUUAUCAGUAAACACCAUGUCAUUAAUUGACGUCCCAAACGGAUCGAAUGAAUGUCUAUAGUUGUAUAUACUUUACUUGGAAAAUAUACCUAAGGAUACACAAAAGGGAAAGACUAAGUGCCUACAUAUAAUAUGAAGUAUAACCUAUAAAAUAUAAUACUACUUAAUAUGUUAGCAGUAUAAGGCGUUCCUACAGUCAUGGAAAUUCAAAAUAUAUUUCUAAUAUUUUACAUGAUUUUUACUAUAGAAAACAGUUAUGGUCUUCAUAGAAACUUAAAGUAUUAUGAAACCCUUCAUUCAUCUCAUCUUCAACAUAAAAUUAUAAAACGGGGUGUUCAACACAGUUAUCAUCCUUAUAACAAAAUAAGUGAAUUAGAAUUUUAUUCUCAUGGCAGAUCCUUUCGUUUAAUUUUAACACCACGAAGAGAAGUCAUUCAUUCUAAGUUUAAAGCAUAUGAAGUCAAUGGGGAUGGAAAGGAAAGAACUGUACAUUUAGAUCAUGAAAGUUUUUAUCAUGGACGUGUAUUUGGUGAAAUUGAUUCUCAUGCACAAGUACAUAUUGACAAUGGAAUUCUAACUGCCACUAUUACAAUUUCUGAUGAAACAUAUCACAUUGAACCCUCUUGGAGACAUUUACCUCACUUAGGAAAUGAAACAAUGAUUAUCUAUAAAUCGUCAGAUGUUAAACUUAGUUGGGAACAUUUUCAAGAUGGUGAAGGCCACACACAUGGUGUUCCAAAAACCUGUGGAUAUGUAAAAGAAGAAUUAGACAUACCGAUAAGUGAUGAGAAACGGAUAGAAGAAGAAUCUGAUAUACUUUCUAGAACAAAAAGACAAACAGAAACCUAUGAAUACACUCCAACAAAAACUAGAUGUCCUUUACUACUGGUUGCGGAUUACCGUUUUUAUCAAGAAAUGGGAGCUAGUAGCACAAAAACGACUAUUAAUUAUUUGAUAAGUUUAAUCGAUAGAGUACAUAAAAUUUAUAACGAUACUUUAUGGCAAGAACGGCAAGAGCAAGAUGGAUUUAAAGGAAUGGGAUUUGUUAUUAAAAAAAUAGUAGUUCAUAGCGAGCCAACUCGUGUAAGAGGUGGGGAAAUACAUUAUAAUAUGGUUAGAGAAAAGUGGGAUGUACGCACGUUACUUGAGGUAUUCAGUAGGGAAUAUAGUCACAAGGAUUUUUGCUUAGCACAUUUAUUUACUGAUCUCAAAUUUGAGGGUGGUAUAUUGGGAUUAGCGUAUGUCGGAUCACCGCGUAGAAAUUCAGUAGGUGGAAUCUGUACACCAGAAUAUUUCAAGAACGGUUACACGCUGUAUCUCAACUCAGGAUUAAGUUCUAGUAGAAAUCAUUAUGGGCAAAGAGUAAUUACAAGAGAAGCUGAUUUAGUCACUGCACAUGAAUUUGGACACAACUGGGGUUCUGAACAUGAUCCAGAUAUUACAGAAUGCAGUCCAAGUGCUAGUCAAGGAGGGUCGUAUUUAAUGUAUACUUAUAGCGUUAGUGGAUACGAUGUGAAUAAUAAGCGUUUUUCGCCGUGUAGUUUAAGAUCCAUUAGGAAAGUUUUACAAGCAAAGUCGGGUCGCUGUUUUUCCGAACCGGAAGAAUCGUUUUGUGGUAAUCUUCGAGUCGAAGGAGACGAAGAAUGCGAUGCAGGAUUAUUGGGUACAGAAGAUAAUGAUGCUUGUUGUGACAAGAACUGCAAACUUCGUAGAAGUCAAGGAGCAGUUUGUAGCGACAAAAACUCGCCUUGUUGUCAAGGUUGUGCAUUCAUGCCGUUAGGUGUAAAGUGCAGAGAUGCUCAGUAUGCUACUUGCGAGCAAGAAUCUCGCUGCACGGGAGCAUCUAGCGAAUGCCCGAGAUCUCCACCAAUGAAAGAUGGUACAGGUUGUCUUGAAAGAGGUCAAUGUAGACUUGGCAAAUGUGUACCGUAUUGCGAAACACAAGGUCUACAAAGUUGCAUGUGUGAUACAAUUGGAGACGCGUGUAAAAGAUGUUGUCGCAUGAGUUUGAAUGAAACUUGCUUCCCCAUAGAUCCACAGGAUAUUUUACCUGAUGGAACACCAUGCAUUCAAGGAUUUUGUAAUAAGGGUAUUUGCGAGAAAACAAUUCAGGAUGUAGUAGAACGAUUUUGGGAUAUAAUCGAGGACAUAAAUAUUAAUAAAGUUAUGCGAUUCUUAAAAGAUAAUAUAGUGGGGGCUGUCAUAAUUAUCACUGCCAUCGUAUGGAUUCCGACAAGUUGCGUCAUUAGUUACAUCGACCACAGACGCGUUAGAGAAAGCGAAAAGAAAUGGCGUUGGAAAAAUACAGAUGAGCUUAUUCAUCCAGAUGAACAAAGACAAGUCAUUUAUAUAGGUGGACAACGACAAAGGAUACAACAGGUUACACAACAAUAAGUAUUUCAUUUAUGUAUAUAUUUACACAAGUGCUAUACCUAGUGAUAAUUCUAGUCCCAAAUACUUCUAUAUUACAUAUGUUUUCAUUUUUUAUGUUCAUAUGUAAACAACAUUUUCGACAGAAGUAAAUAGUAUUAUUUUAAAGAUAAAUAUGUACAAUAAUUUAUGUAAUUUCUUCCUUUGAAGUAUUGUAUAAUUUUAUAUAUAUUUAUAUUAUGUUUUAUUUAUAAAUUGUACAAAAAUAAAUACAGAAUUUAUAUACGA
Molecule: messenger RNA, 2748 nt
Organism: Hylaeus volcanicus
Lineage: Eukaryota; Metazoa; Arthropoda; Insecta; Hymenoptera; Colletidae
Gene: Tace
Product: ADAM 17-like protease
Exons: 14
Coding region: 289-2484 (731 amino acids)
Biological process (GO): Notch signaling pathway; membrane protein ectodomain proteolysis
Cellular component (GO): plasma membrane
Molecular function (GO): metalloendopeptidase activity
Source: RefSeq, a predicted model, not a curated record